CCACGAAAUACAAAACUGAGAUUUAACUUUUCUUCUAUUUUUUCUCAAAUUUCAGUGAUCAAAUAGUGUAAAUUUGGAUUUUGCUUAUGAAAAUCAUACGAAGGGACAUCUCUAUACCAAUUUUGGCAACUUUCUUAAUUUCAAUUGACUGUUUUGUGGCCCAAAGCAUGACCAGUAGUUUUCGACCUGGAAGUCGACUCGCCAGAAAAUUGCUGGAGAAAUAUGAAGCUGACCAGGUGCAUAGAAAUACUGACCAUGCUAGUUGGUACCAUGUUAACUUGAAGAAGAUCCCUGAAGAAUUAUGCAGUAGCUUCAUUCAAUCUCACCAAGAUGAGGAAACAUCAAACUUCUUAGAGCACUGCUUUGAUAAAUCUGAAUGGAUCUUUACCCAAUUUUAUCAUUCUCUCAUGAAGUCCAUCCUUGGCUGGUUCAUGACUCAAACUUCUAUAAAUGGGUUCCUUGAGCGAGGUUCCAUGUUUGUAUUUUCAACUUCGCAGUUUGACAAUCUCUUGGGUUUAGACCCAUUGUGGAAGUCUUACAAACUACUGGAUUUAGGCGCUGGUGAUGGGAAAGUUACAGAACGAAUUGCUCACCACUUCAAUGAAACAUUUGCAACGGAGGCUUCUAAGCCAAUGACUUGGCGGCUCAAAGAGAAAGGAUAUAAGAUAUUAGAGAUUGAUGAAUGGGCUGAUGGGAAACAUACAUAUGAUGUCAUCACAUGCCUUAAUCUGUUAGAUCGUAUUGCUCAACCAAUCACAUUGCUACAAGAGAUGCACCGUGUGUUGGCACCUGAUACAGGGAGACUUGUUGUUGCAGUUGUCCUACCUUUUAAACCUUAUGUAGAGUUUGGAUCAGAAGACAACAGACAAAUAGAAACAGUUUCAAUCUCAGGAAGGACAUUUGAGGAACAAAUAACCAGUCUCAUAAAUGACAUAUUUCUGCCAGCUGGAUUUCAGUUGUUAAAAUUCACUAGACUUCCAUAUUUAUGUGAGGGAGAUAUGGAGCAAUCGUUUUAUGUUCUACAUGAUGCAGUAUUUGUAUUGAAACGAUCAUAGCAUUCAGACCUCAUUGUAUUCACAUAAUUAAAUGUGGGAUUACUGCAGAAUCACAGUUUUGACACAUAUCAUUCAUGACUGUAUUUGUCUAUAAUUUGGCGCUAGGCUUACUUCAUUUGACCAAGUGGGAUAUAUACAUAUUGGUGUCUAUUUCAUUUUUUAAUCAAGAGAUUAAAUCACUUUUGAUUCAAUUAUUAAAUGAACGAUGUGUUUGAAAAGAAUGUUGUUGAGAUAAUUCAAAAUUAAAGUGCCUUUGCAUGCUUAUUAAUGGAAGUGUUCCGAAUGAAAUAUAGAAAAACAAAACAAAAAUACUGUGGAUUUUGGUGACUAUUUAAAUUGGCGAUUUUUUUUUGAUUCACCAAAUUAAAGACAAAUACAG
Owenia fusiformis is the source of this 1434-nucleotide messenger RNA. The record is from the annotation of a GenBank genome assembly. NCBI's taxonomy places the organism in Eukaryota, Metazoa, Annelida, Polychaeta, Sabellida, Oweniidae.